This is a messenger RNA of Pungitius pungitius (ninespine stickleback), 1573 nucleotides long. It is a transcript of the gene hdhd3, whose product is annotated as haloacid dehalogenase-like hydrolase domain containing 3. Gene Ontology annotation, cellular component: nucleus. The transcript is spliced from 3 exons. NCBI's taxonomy places the organism in Eukaryota, Metazoa, Chordata, Actinopteri, Perciformes, Gasterosteidae. Bases 180 to 905 code for a protein of 241 amino acids. The record is from RefSeq and is a predicted model, not a curated record.
AACGCGGCUCCUGCUACUGCACGACCAGCCGCGUUUAAAGGCAACGCGGGGACAACUGUUACUAUUAGCGGGCAUUUGUUUGGUUGGAACAAUCGAAGUGGAAUAAGCCAAUUGACUCAUUUUGGUGAGGGUUGAAAAGAAUCUUCUCUCAGGUUUCGCUCUUGUGCGUCUCAGGCGUGAUGCGAGCUACUCUGCGCUGGGUGUUCUGGGAUGUGAAGGACACGCUGCUGAGGGUGCGUGCGUCUGUGGGCGAGCAGUAUUGCAAGGAGGCUGAACGAGUCGGCCUGGACAUCAGUCCUGUGGAGGUUGAAGCUGCUUUCCGCCUGGCAUACCGACACUAUUCCAGCAGAUACCCAAACUACGGCCUCUCUCAGGGCCUGGAUGGACGGUCUUGGUGGAUGAGCGUGGUGCGGGACACUUUCUCCCGGUGCAGGGUACGGGACCCGGCCCUGCUAGACACCAUGGCGCACAACCUUUAUCACAACUUCUGCAAGGCAGAGAACUGGGAGGUAUUUCCAGACUCCAAGGCGACCCUGGAGAGAUGUUCUUCUCUGGGACUGGAGAUGGGCGUGGUAUCAAACUUUGACAGGCGUCUUGAAGAGAUACUACACGUCUGCGGCCUGCGUUCUCACUUCCGGUUUUUGAUCACUUCAGAGGAAGCAGGUACAGCGAAGCCCGAUCCAGCCAUCUUCAAACAGGCACUGCAGAGAUGUGGAGUACUAGCUGCUAACGUGGCUCAUGUCGGGGACCACUAUGUGAAUGAUUACCUCGCCUCCAAGUCUGUGGGCAUUCACGGACUCCUUUUAGACCGAAGCAACCAGCGUAACGCACGGGAUGUUCCUGCAGAGCAUCGGCUCCGCUCCCUGGAGGAGCUGCCAUCGCUGCUUCAGCAGCACAAGCUGUAACGCCCAAACGUCAUGGACCCUAAAGCCACCCGAGAGGGCCGUGAACCACUUUGGGUCCCUGCUUAAAUACUCCUGGCUAUUUUGGUCAAGAAUAUUGAUUUAUCACUGUAUAUUAAAUUCUACUAUUUAAAAUGGAUUCUAGUUAUUUUUGAUUCACUGGGACCAGUUGCAAUUUGUCUCCAACAGUGAGUUGACUCGUACGCUGCUGCUGCAUUUACUCUACUGUCCUCUGCUGCUCAUCAAUAAAAAGUCUCAAUUGUCUCAUGAUGACCUUGUUAUAUUUAUCUAAAACGUUCCCUCCCAGGAUAAGCUAUAUAAAUAUAUUGAUAUUUUCUACCAGGUAGGGUAUUGAAUCAAAAUUUGGAAUUUUAGUAUUUUGGGGUCUGUUGGUUAGAAAGUCCAGUAUCCAGUUACUGAGGGAGGUGUUGAUGUUUGAGUGAUCAGUUUGGAGGGGAUGAUGGUUUUUGACGUACGAACCACAAAUAAUUUGUUUGGCCUCAGUCAUUAGUGACAUCAAAUAUAUUUAUAAUCCCAAGACAAAGGAAAGGUAAGGUCAUGAUUGGAGGCUUAUUAUGUCCUCAUUAUUGUACUGUCUUCUGUCAUGCACCUUCCGCCAAGACAAUUUCCAUGUAUGUACAACAUAUUAUGGCAAUAAACGUUUCCUGAUU